AUGAAUAUAGAAAGGGAAACACACUCUUUUGUACAACUUCUAUUGGACUCAGACAUUAAUGAGAAUGUUUCAGUCAUCUCCAUAUUUGGAUUUGGAGGAUUAGGAAAGACUGCACUUGGUCAACUUGUAUACAAUGAUGAGCAUGUUACAAACUAUAUUCAAUUAAGGAUAUGGGCGUGUGUAUCUAAUAACUUCAAUUUGAAAAUAAUUGUGGAAAAUAUCAUAAAAUCUGCAACUGGUAGAAAAACUGGAGGACUUGAAAUAGAUCAAUUGCAAGAAUGCCUACGCAAAGAAAUGAUUAAUGGGAAAAAAUAUUUACUAGAUUUGGAUGAUAUAUGGAAUGAAAAUCCCAUUAUGUGGAACAAAUUAAAAACUUUGUUAAUGGGUGGUGAAAGAGGAAGUAAGAUAUUGGUAACUACAAGUAGUGAGCAGGUUGCUAGGAUUACUAGCACACUUAACUCUUAUGUCUAUCCCUUGAAAGUGCUAGAUGAAAACAAGUCUUGGUCUUUGUUCACGCAGAUAGCCUUUGCAGAUGGGAUAAAGCCAAAAGAUUCAAAACUAGUAGAGUUUGGAAAAGAGAUUAUGGCAAAGUGUGGAGGAGUUCCUCUUGUUAUAAUGACAAUAGGACAUUUACUUAGUGGCAUUAAUGAGGAAGAUGAUUGGUUGCAUUUCAAGGACAAUGAAAUGUCAAAGGUGAUUGAAAAAGAAAGCGAUAUUUUACCAAUACUCAAGCUUAGUUAUGAUUAUUUCCCCUCGCAUUUGAAUCAAUGUUUCGCUUAUUGUGUGUUGUUUCCCAAAGAUUAUAAGAUUAAGGAGCAAAAGUGGAUUUAUCUUUGGAUGGCGCAAGGGUUUCUUCAAGCAUUAGAUAAGAAUGAACGCGUUGAAGAAGUUGGUAAUAAGUAUUUUACGACUUUACUUUUGAGGUCAUUUUUCCAAGACCCAGAAUAUGAUGAAUGGGGCAAUGUAGUUGCAUGUAAGAUGCAUGAUCUUUUGCGUGAACUUGCAAAAUCAGUUGCAGGAACUGAAUGCACCUUCACAACUAUAGCCACAGAUCAAAGUGUGGAUGUUAAAUGUCGUCAUAUAUCACUUGAUUGUGGGGAUGUAAAAAAAUCAUGGAAAUUUCCAAUUGCAUUAUAUGGUGCCAAAAAUAUAAGAAGUAUACUUUUAUUUUAUCGAUCAAAUUGGAGAUUUGACUUGGAUGGUGGUUAUGAAAUUUUUUCAAGUUAUAAGUACUUGCGAGCAUUAGAUUUUGGACAGUUAAGGUUUAAGAAGUUGUUGCAUUCAAAUGGUAAGCUAAAGAGUUUAUUUAGUGAAUUUGGGCAUUUACGAUAUCUUAAUUUUUCUUAUAUGCAAAUUAAAAAACUUUUUGAUUCGAUAUCGAGACUGUGGAAUUUGGAAACGUUAGACCUCUCUCAUUGUGACAAUCUUAAGGAACUACCAAGAGAUAUUAGAAAAAUGAUGAACCGUAAGCAUCUUAUAAAUAAAAAAUGUGAUUCUUUAUGUGGAAUGCCUUAUGGGAUAGGAUGUCUGACUAAUCUUCAGACUCUAUCAAUAUUUGUAGCAAGUCAAAGAACUAGUAAACACAGUGGGAUAGAAGAAUUAAAGGGGUUAAACAACUUAAGAGGAAAACUAAAGAUUAAAAAUUUAAAGUACGAGGAAAAUGGCAAGUUGGCCAACUUGGAAAGGAAAGCAUAUCUUUGGUCUCUAAUAUUGGAUUGGGGGAGAAGUUCUAAUGGAGAGGUUCAAAACACUGAUGAAAAUGUGUUAGAAGCUCUAAAGCCACACCCAAAUCUUAAAAAAUUUAAUAUAAGUUUAUUUACAGGUGUGAAGCUAUGUAAUUGGCUAUCCUCUCUCACAAAGCUAACUUCAAUUAGCAUAAAAGAAUGUAAGAGAAGCCAAUGUAUCUCACCGUUGGAUCAAUUACCUCAUUUGAGGAGUUUGUCUCUUGCAUAUCUAGAUGUGGUGGAAUAUAUUUCGGAGGAAGCAAGUACUAGUUAUUCAACAUUCUUCCCAUCACUCAAGGAACUCGCAAUCUAUCAUUGUCCUAAAUUAGAGGGAUGGUGGAGGAGGGAUGUUGAUAAUGGAGCAGAGUUGCCUUCAUUUCCUUGUCUUUCCAAAUUAGAUAUCCAAACUUGCCUCAACUUGACGUUUAUGCCGCUGUAUCCAUCUCUAGAAGAGCUAAAGUUGAGCGAGACGAGUUCAAAACCGCUGCAGCAGACGAUGAUGUUGAUGAAUAGAGUUUCUGCCACUCUCUCCAAUUUAAAGUCUAUGCAUAUGUUUAAAAUUCCCGAUAUAGAAUCUCUGUCGGUGGAAAUGAUGCAAAAGCUCACUUCUUUAGUGGAUUUGAAAAUUUUGUCAUGUCCAAGACUCACUGAUCAAAUGGAACAAGCUAUAAAAUUUCUCCCCUCUCUCCGAAAUCUGCUUAUUAAACCCAUUGAAGAACAUGAUCCGGAUUGGAGAAAUCUUCGGUGGGAGGUUAUACCAAGAAUAGUUGAUUACAGUCGUUAUGCAGAGGAGAAUUCUGCAUCAACAGGUUGA
Molecule: messenger RNA, 2538 nt
Organism: Pistacia vera
Lineage: Eukaryota; Viridiplantae; Streptophyta; Magnoliopsida; Sapindales; Anacardiaceae
Product: putative disease resistance protein RGA3
Exons: 1
Coding region: 1-2538 (845 amino acids)
Biological process (GO): defense response to other organism
Molecular function (GO): ADP binding
Source: RefSeq, a predicted model, not a curated record